This is a messenger RNA of Phaeodactylum tricornutum CCAP 1055/1, 866 nucleotides long. It is a transcript of the gene TRD1, whose product is annotated as TRD1. The transcript has a single exon. NCBI's taxonomy places the organism in Eukaryota, Bacillariophyta, Bacillariophyceae, Surirellales, Neidiaceae. The record is from RefSeq and is a predicted model, not a curated record. The coding region runs from base 72 to 764 and encodes 230 amino acids.
GACAAAAAUAGAAAUCGUCAUAAAGAGGAGAAACCGAGGAAACAACACAAAAAGGAAAAGCCGUGGAAAACAUGAGGCUCCUAUACGUUGCCGUCCUUUUACCCCUGGUUGCCUUAGCGCAAAAAGAAUUGGCGUCGAGUGUUAGAGGAGUGAAGGAAGCAGUACCCAAAGAAGGAAGAAGACUCCGGCAGACAAAAGAGUUCACGAAGUCCAGACCGGCUCCGACUCCGCAACGCCCAGUUGCCGUGCGACCACCGAAAGCGAAUAACAGUACAACUACCGAAUCGUUCAUUCUGAAACUAUAUUGGGAAGAAGGCUAUUUCUGGCAGCAAGAAGAUUUCGAAAGGAGGUGGUGCAUGCAAUGCGUGAACAACUGUACGAUUGGUGGAAGCAUUCAAAUAGUAAAUUGCGAUAACGACGGCAAGCAUGGGUUUCCCAAUCGAUUCAGUUUUUUACCGAACGCAAACGUAAAUGCCAACAAAGAAGUCUUUGUACAAGAAGCGAGUAGCGGUCUUUGCAUGGAACGUACUUCCGGAGCUUGGAAAAUUACCUUGCAGAGCUGCAAACCAGAUGUUCCACGACAGAUUUUCAUCGUCGAUAAAGGCUCUUUGGUCCUCGGCGAUCGAUUUCAGCUUCGACCCAAAGGACACCUAAAUUCUUGUGUCACCCAAGAUCACCACCCCAAGUACGCUGAAAUUGUUGAAAUACAAAGCUGUGCCUAUGCCGUUUUUUCGGAAACAGCUUACUGGACUUUGUUAGCUUAGUUUCAUACGAAUGACGGAUUUGCAUCGUCAAAAAGAACGAACAUUUUCAAGUUUAGAGUGGUAAAUUACAGUUAUCAGUAUUCAUGAAUAAUAUCGUUGGUC